Molecule: messenger RNA, 3541 nt
Organism: Neocloeon triangulifer
Lineage: Eukaryota; Metazoa; Arthropoda; Insecta; Ephemeroptera; Baetidae
Gene: Usp8
Product: ubiquitin carboxyl-terminal hydrolase 8
Exons: 20
Coding region: 345-3173 (942 amino acids)
Biological process (GO): protein deubiquitination
Molecular function (GO): cysteine-type deubiquitinase activity
Source: RefSeq, a predicted model, not a curated record
UUUUGUUCCUUGGUUUUGUUGUUUUCGUGGUGGUUGUUUGCAAAUUCCUCUUUGAAUUUAAUUUAGCUGGCCUGGCUGUUGUGCGAAAAAUCAACGUACGUACGAGUCGAGAAGAGGACGUUGCGAAACGAAACUAGCGUACAUAGAUAUAUGUUUAUGACAUUUAGACCGUCGCCUAUGCAAUAAUCUGAGGCAAAUUUCAAUGUUCCUGACGUCCCUGAAAUUCAGACACGGGACAGAAGCGGUUUCCAAUCGCUGACAUUUACAUUAUACGUUGCGGAUAAACCCAAUCAGGAUGUUUCCUGCAUACUCUUGAAUAAUUCUCGUCACCGUAAAAGAGAGACAUGCCUGAAGUCUACUUAAAGGCGUUGAAGUACUCAUGCAUGAAGGACUUGAACGAUGAGCUUGAAAAAAUGCGUGACAUCGUUUCGAAAACUCCAACAAAGUUUUUGUUGGUCACUGCUCAGAAGAUGCCUGGUAUGGCUGAGAAGAGUGCAAAGGAAGGUGACGAGGAGCAGGCCUACAUUCUCUACAUGCGAUUUACCCACCUUUACGUGAACAUAAAUCGAUUGACCAAUGUAAAGACAGAGGACUUUAAGAAAGUUUUCAACAAAAGCAUUUUGGAAAUGUGCAUAAAACGGGCGGAAGAGCUCAAUAAAAGUCUUGAACGACGUUACAAAACCUUGGAAGAGGAAAAGCGUCUGCAGAAUGCAGCGUUCGAAGCUGUCAAGACGUCACCAGAAGUAGCAGUGCCUCCGAGCAACAAUUUUUCAGGAGUCACGACUAAGAAACCAGUGGAGUACACUCACGAGGUCACUUGCAUAGAGCUGAACGACCUUAUCAAUAGAUUUAGAGGCACGGACAGUCUUUUGAUAAUGGAUGUGCGACCUUUGGAAGACUUCAAAAAGUCGCACAUUGACGUGCCAUGCAUAAUUAGUGUCCCAGAGGAAAUAAUCCAACCUGGAAUUACGUGCGGUAAAUUGGAAAAAACAUUACCUUUGGAAUCACAAAACCUGUGGAAAACUCGUAUUAAUGGCAAGUAUGUGAUUCUGGUCGACUGGAAUAGCUCAUUGAAAACAAUGCGUCCGAUGUCUCAUAUCAGUCAUCUCAAAACUAUUUUGUUGAAGUGGGACAUUGGAGUAAAAUACGAAAGAGAUCCUCUGAUUCUCCAGAAAGGCUAUUCCGAGUGGUUGGAUAUCUACCCUUCUAUUACAACCAAUCCCAGAGUUGAGGCUAGACACUCUCCCGAUGAUCUAUUUGAUUUAAUAAGUCUUGAUGACAUUGAUUACCCGGACUUUCAAACUCCACUAUUACCAACCCAGGCACCUCAGAAACCACAAGUCUACAGGACUUUGAAGCCUUUACCUUCUUCACCUUUUCCUGUUGUCGCCAAUGCAUUCGUUGAACCCAAAAUCCAAGAAACAGUACCUGAAGCGCUUCCAAAUAAUGCAAUUCGUCUGCCCAGUGUUGAUAGAGCACUGAAAGAGAAUAUGCUAGAAAAGAUGAAAAUGCAACAAGAUGCUAUUUUAAAAGAGGCUCUCGAUAAGCAGAAUAAACUGUUGGAGGCAGAGAAGAAUUGGGAAGAAUUUCGGAAGUCCAAGGAGAACGAAGCAAAUGAGGAAUUGCAGGAACUGAAAGAGAGGCAAUAUAUAGAUACCAUUGAGCAACUAGUAGCGCAAUGCAAAAAGCUGGAUAUUGAAAAUACUGAACUGAAAAUACAAAUGAAGAAUGAUUUACCUGAGCAGUCUGCGGAUCUUUUGGAUAAAAAGGACGAGGAGCUCGAGAAGAUGAAAGCCAUAACCAGUCAAAUGGCCAAGAAAAGAGCCACCCAGUUCCAAAAGAUCACUUCAAUACCGCCUCCUCCUAAACCACUGCAAAACUCAAAGACAGUGGAUAAAAUUGAGAAAGGCACCAAACCAACGCCUAAGUUUGUGCCAUUAAAUAGGGAACCUUCCGAGUCGUCGAAUUUGUCCCGGUCUCAUUCGUCACCAAAUAUUAAAGAUAUGGAUGAUGACGCUCCUCAGUUUGAUCGCAGAAUUAAACCAGGUGUUCCGAGAGAAACAUUCAUGUAUCGAGCGCCAACCCGUGAUUUGAGUCCCGUGUAUGGAACUAAGGGCCCUGGCCUCACUGGACUCAAGAAUUUGGGCAACUCUUGCUACAUGAAUUCCAUCGUCCAGUGUAUUUCCAACACGCAUGAGCUCAUGAAGUACUUUUGUGAAGGUUCCUACAGAAAUGAAGUUAACACGACAACUAGAACUAGGGGCCAAAUAGUCGAAGAGCUGGCGGUUGUGAUCAGGGCUUUAUGGGCUGGAGAAUACCGGACUGUUGCCUGUAGAGACUUUAAGAGAGUCGCUGGUGCCUAUCACGGUGACUUUGGUGGAGUGCGCCAACAGGACUCCCACGAAUUCCUAACACUGCUCAUGGACUGGCUCCACGAUGAUUUAAAUAAGAAACACGACAUGAAGAAGAGGAUUCUUACUCCUCCCGACUCUGAUGAGCCACCAAAACAAAUCCAAAACAUAAAAGAGUCGUCCGACAAUGCCUGGAGAGAGUUUGAAAAGUGCAACGAUUCCAGAAUUCUGCACUUGUUUUACGGCCAGCAGAGUUCAACUGUCAGAUGCAACUCUUGCUCUUUUGAAUCCGUCACCUUUGAACCUUUCAGCACCCUUACUCUUGUUCUGCCGCAAAACUCUGACAAGUGCUCCUUAAACGAAUGUUUGAGCAUGUACUUGGCACCGGAGCCAAUUCAGGAAUGGCGGUGCCCAAAAUGCAAGCAAACCCGUCGCGCCACCAAAAAAUUUGACAUUUGGCGACUUCCGCCUAUUCUAGUCAUUCAUUUUAAAAGAUUUUGUGAGGAUAUUGCAUGGAGGAAGCAGCACACUCUUGUUGAGUUCCCGUUGCAGAGACUCAUGAUGACACAAUUCACAGUGAAUUCUCAUCCAAAGCACCACACUUACGAUUUAUACGCCGUUUCAAAUCAUUACGGCACCAUGGAUGGUGGACACUACACAACCUACAGUCGUAGUGCUGUAUUCAACAAGUGGUACAAGUUUGACGAUGCCGAUGUAUCGGAGAUUUCAGAACCAAGUGUCCGCUCGAACGCAGCCUACAUUCUGUUCUACGCCUCCCAAAAUAUGCGAAGUCCGGCCUUCAUCAUGCAGAAGGAUCGGUAAUCAAUUGCAAUGUAACUUUGAUUAUAAAUCACCAGGACAGAGCAGGACUGUGCCCUAAGGGACAGGUGCAAAAUUGUGAUAUUCUGUGACUUUACGAACGGAAAUGAAGUUUCAGACUCUUAAGAUGAUUAUCAUAAUUAUGUUUAUCACAUAGCAUAUUCUUAUCCAUUGUAAUGACUUGUUGAAAAUUACAUUUUAUCACCAAUCAUGUUGACAAAUAAUUUCGAAUAUUUGAACAGUUGAUCACUUUUCAGCCUGUUUUUCAUGAUUCCCCAUUUCAUUAAAUUGCUGUAUGUCUUGCUUUUGAUCUUCGUCUCUCCAAGCCAAAAUUAUAUGGAUGAAAUAUAAUUAUGAAUUGCUUGACAAUA